GCGCAGUGCGCAAGUCAAGGGUGAGGCUAGUAAAUAGUCAGGGGUCUGCGGAGGACGAGGCUAAUAGUAAAUAUCUCUCUCUGCACCCUCUAAAAUGGCAUCGCUCGACGCAAAGAUAAGCGAUAUCGACAUAGCAGAGAUAGCGAAGAACAUAGUUGACUGGAAGGACCUCUCGCCGUAUCUGGGGUUGAAUGCCGCAGAACAAAAAGUAGUGGAGAAAGGUGGCAGCAAUUAUCUACAACAGGCAUGCGGGGCCCUCCGGAAAUGGCAACAGAAGAAUGGAGACGAUGCAACCUAUAGAGCAUUCAUCGCAGUGGCGACUAAGGCCGGUGAUAAGAAGCUGGCCGACUACGUGAAGAGUCUUGUGGGCGAAAUUAUUGAUGAUGGUGGAGAGUCAGGUGCAACCACUGGCAGGGGAUCGUCAAAACUUGCUAUGACGUGCUACACUGAUUGGAUGACGUUAAUUGAGAAGAAAGAUUACAGCAGAGCUGCUGCGCUUUGGGUUAAGUGUAAGCAAGAUCUCUGGGCACAAGGACAGGAGCUCAAAGUGAAAUUCCCCGCUGGAGAUGUACCACCUACAUGGAAGAAUGACAGUGAUCACUAUAUCAGGAAAGAAGAAAUUGUUCAUAUUGCCAACGAGUGGCACCGAUGUGGUGUUGAAGCAGGCCGAGAUGUUGUGCCUAAGUUUGUGGAAUGCGGUUUUGGCGAGAUUCCUGAUAUUGAAGUGGAGUAUGCUGACGGUGUUUCAGAGUCAGAAGUUGGUACAGAUGCAAUCGGAGGUCGCCUAGUAUGA
Geodia barretti is the source of this 793-nucleotide messenger RNA. The record is from the annotation of a GenBank genome assembly. Lineage: Eukaryota; Metazoa; Porifera; Demospongiae; Tetractinellida; Geodiidae.